CGACACUGGUGAACACCAAUCAUCGUCAGUACCACCACUGGUGGUCAGUAGCUCCACCAUCACCAACAAUCACCAGCAAGUCAGCAACUCUACCAUCAAUCAUCACUCUGCCGUGGUAUUCCCUCCACCGUGGGAAUCUCAGGGCCAACCACUGGCAGGAGGUCGCCGACAACAUCGCUCCUAGAUGCCCCAUCGGCAACGCCAAAACGGCCGUUCAGUACCGGCACAAGAUGGAGAAGCUGAGGAAACGUUACCGUGUCGAGAUCCAACGCGCCGGCCCCUACGGCGGAUCUAAGAGCCACAGGUAUUGCUCCGCCUGGGUCCACUUUAAACGCAUGGAUGCCAAUUCUUCCGCUGCGGCCGAAGCCAAUGAGGAUGAAGAAGAUCAGGAAGAGUCACAUGUUAAGCCCAUUGGAGAUAUAUAUAAUAUCAAUAAUAAUAGUAGUAAUUGGAGUAGUUUUCAUGGGGGUAUGGUGAACGGAGGCACUGGGUUUCGAAUUAGGAUCACGGGAAGGGGGAACGUGGGGCCUGCCGCGGCUGCCAAGGUAUAUAGUAGAUUUGAUGAUGUGGGUGGGCCUAACCCUAACACUGGUGUAAAUUAUGGGUCUACUAAAGCUUUGAGAGAUGGGUUUGGCGGGAGAAGUGAUAUCGGGAAAAGGGUUGUCGGAGAUGAUGUGAAAACGGGAGACCCAUUAGCAGAAAUGGUGUCGGCCAUACGGGUUCUGGGAGAUGGGUUCGUGAGGAUGGAAAGGAUAAAGAUGGACAUGAUAAGGGAAGUGGAGGAAAUGAGGAUGGAGAUGGAGAUGGAGAUGAAGAGGACUGAAAUGAUUCGUGAGUCGCAACAGAGGAUUGGUGAUGAAGAUGAUACAUUUUAUAAAAUUUCAAAUGAGCUCCUUAGUUCUACCUUUGUUUCAAAUGAAGGAAAAAAGUUUUUAAAACUUUAA
Molecule: messenger RNA, 944 nt
Organism: Coffea arabica (coffee)
Lineage: Eukaryota; Viridiplantae; Streptophyta; Magnoliopsida; Gentianales; Rubiaceae
Source: RefSeq, a predicted model, not a curated record